Leptinotarsa decemlineata (Colorado potato beetle) is the source of this 2025-nucleotide messenger RNA. RefSeq lists its product as uncharacterized. Gene Ontology annotation, cellular component: nucleus. Gene Ontology annotation, biological process: regulation of gene expression. Gene Ontology annotation, molecular function: zinc ion binding. The record is from RefSeq and is a predicted model, not a curated record. NCBI's taxonomy places the organism in Eukaryota, Metazoa, Arthropoda, Insecta, Coleoptera, Chrysomelidae.
UGAACUUGAACUCUUGAACACAAACAAACACAACGACACAAACACAACUCGAAAAGUGAACUUGAGAGCUUUAAUAUUCAAUAUUUGAGUACAGUAGUACAGAAUAAAGCUUAAACAUAAUUUUCAUUCAAGUAUUUCAAGUUUGCUUGUUUAUUGUGUUCAAUACAUUAUGGAUUAUGAUUUAAUUAUUUUUUUUAUAUUGUUGAUGUUGAUCAUGUGUGGUUUUGUUAUGAAUUUUCUAAUAAUUUUUUGAUAGCUUAUCUAUAAUAUAUUAUUAUGGAAAACACAUAUCUCAAUAAAAAUGUAAUAUGCAGAACCUGUUUGGAGUCUACAAAUGACUUUGUUUCACUAUUUGAAUCAGUCUCCAUAGAGUCGAAUGAAGAAAAGUUGUAUUCCAUUUUUAUGAAAUUUACAUCUAUUGAAGUCACAAAAAGUGAAUCCUACCCACAAUGUAUUUGUCAAGUUUGUUUAAAAAAAUUAACUGAAUCUUAUCUGUUCCAAAAGAAAUGUUACCAGACACAAGAGAAGCUACAAAAACUUUUCAAAGAUUCCAGUGAAAAAGUCCUGAAGGAAAAGGGUUAUACUGUGAAUGAACCUAAUAAAGAAUUGUGCCAGGAAAAUAAAAUAAAACCACUUGACACAGAUCACUUUGACCAUGAUCAACAGGAUGAUUUUGGUGACAAUAUCCAGGAGAAAGAUGAUUUUGAAAGCAUUAAUAAUCUCAGAGAUUCUGAUAAUGAAGACAUUGUGGAAAAAUAUGUGCAAGAAAACACUUAUUUAUAUUGUAAUGAAUGUGGCAAAAACUUUCUGUCAGAGAUACAAUUACAAAGCCAUUCUAGGUCACACUUUGAUACAGAAAAACUGAGAUGUAGCAUCUGCUUUAAGAAAUUUACGAGGGCAACUGAUGUUAAACGCCACAUGUCAAUUCACACAGGAGAUAAGCCAUAUUCCUGUAUUUUGUGUCACAAAUCCUUUACUCAGUCUGGUUCUCUCACAAUACAUAUGAGGAAAUGUCACAAAAUAGAUAAAAUUAAAAACCCUUCUAGAACCAAUGGACUAUCCCACUUGUGUUCAAUUUGUGGAAAAUCUUUCAGGCAGUCAUCUGGUUUGACUCUUCAUCUCCGAAGGCAUAGAGGAGAUAAACCAUAUGGCUGUCAAACAUGUGAAAAGAGGUUCAUUUCCAGUAGUCGACUUAAUGCACAUAAACGUAUUCACACCGGUGAACGUCCAUUUUCAUGUAAAUUCUGUAACAAAUGCUUUUCUCAAUCAACAGUAAUGAAAAAACAUUUAAAAUCCCAUUUAUCGGAAAAUUCUCACAAGUGCAGUUAUUGCUCCAAAUCAUUUACAACUUUGUAUUAUUUGAAUAUCCACAAGCGCAAACAUACAGGGGAAAGACCGUUAAAAUGUAGUAUUUGUCCCAAAUCCUUUUCAGAUCCCAAGAAUUUGAAGGAACACAGUGUUAUUCAUACUGGAGAGAAACCAUUUCUUUGUGUCCUAUGUGGAAAAACAUUUCGAAGAUCUCACCACCUGAAGACUCAUAUGAAGGUUCACAACGGGGGUUCAUUAUGAGAAAAUCAUUAAUAUUUUCAUAGAAUACUGAAAAGAAAAACAACUCGGAAUUAUCUUAAGUCGUGAAAUGAGUUUGGAAAAUGUUCAUCCAGUUGAUGGUAUGACCAGUAAAGAGGUUAUUUUUUCGUCAUCUAUUUCUUCAGGCCGGAGACUGAAUUAAUAACUGUUUGUAUAUUAUUCAUCUAAAUAACUAUCAAUAAAUAUUUAUUGAUGAGAGACUAUAUUCAAGCUGAUAUCAAUAAUAUCUUCAUUACAGUGAAUGAGAAAAGUUUCAUCAAAAUCAGUUAGUUUAUGUGAAUUAACCAGUUUGAGACUUUAAACUCUGAAAAAGUUAAACGAUUGAGAUUUCGAUAUUGAGACCUGUUUUUGCAAGAUAGUUUUAUGUUAUUCAAAUAUUUUUAGCAUCAAUAAUAUUGAAUCACCUCUUGGAUCAAAAUAAAUCAAAUUUCAUCUGAA